AUGCACAAGCCACCUAUAAAGAAUGUGUACACAAGGAGAGAUCGGAAGCAAAAAGAAUCGACAGAAGGUUCCACUUUGUUUGCUGAUAUCAGUUCUAACAGUGCCCAUGAAGGUAUACAGAAGCCACCUAUAAAAAUUGUAUUCGAGAGAAGAAGUGAUCCCAAGCAAAAAGGAUCCACAGGGGGGCAACUUGCUUCAAAGGAACUGAACAAAGGAAUGAACCCAGGGAGCAGCAGUCACGCCACAAGGAUUAGAAACAAAACAGCAGCGAAGACUCUGGGAGCUGAAGGAGCGCAAUGUAUCAAGGGAAGUUCAGCGUGCAUGAUUAGAGUAACUCAAACAAAAGGUGUUGACAUGGCUGCAACGACACUAGAAGGAGCUCGGCUAACUCAAUUUUACGAGGAGUUCAACACAUAUAAUGAAAUCUAUGACAGUUUCGUUGAGAUGGAUCUUCGAGAAAAUCUGCUGAAAGGAAUAUAUGCAUAUGGUCUGGCGAUGCCUUCUGCAAUCCAUCAACGGAGAAUUGUCCCAUUGUGCAAGGGUCUGGAUGUUAUCCAGCAGUCAUUGUCUGGAACAACUGUGACACUUGCCUGUGGAGUUCUCCAGCGACUCGAUUAUGGAUCCACGGAAUGCCAAGCUUUGGUUCUUGUACCAACGCGUGACUUGGCACAGGACACCGUGAAAGUUAUUGGAGCACUUGGUCAGUGGCUAGGUGUCAAAGCUCAUGCUUGUCUUGGAGGAACUAGUAUUCGUGAGGACAAGCAAAUUUCGUCAAGCAGCAAUCAGGUUAUUGUCGCCACUCCUGGCCGCACUCUUGACAUGCUAAGAAGACGAGCGCUUUGUCCAGAUAACAUCAGAAUGUUUGUCUUGGAUGAAGCUGAUGAAAUACUCGCAGGAGGUUUAAAGAACCAGAUCUAUGAUAUUAUCCAGCUUCUCCCAGCCAAAAUCCAGUUUGCUGUAUUCUCUACCACCAUGUCCAAUGAAGCUCUUGAACUUUGCCGGAAGUGCAUGAAUAAGCCUAUGAAGGUCAUAGUGCCAAAAGAUGAAGAACUUGAGGGUUUUAGUGUUAAGCAGUUCUAUGUUAAGGCUGAGAAUGAAGAAUCAAAGUUUCAAAAAUUAUGUGAUCUUUUUGACACCAUGGCCGUCACGCAAAACGUCAUCUUUGUCAACGCACGUCGGAAGGUCAAGCCACUGACUGAAAAGAUCAGAGGCAGGGGGUACACUGUCUCGGCAAGCCAUGGUGGUAUGGACCAGCACUCCAGAGAUGUUGCCGUCCAGGAUCUCCAGUCGGGAUCAUCCCGUGUCCUCGUCACCACCAACCUUCGUGGCGCUGACGCAUUGCAGGUCCCUGUUGUCAUCAACUAUGAUCUGCCAACACAACCAGCACAAUACCUUCGUCAUGUUCGACGAAGUGGACAACCUGGAGGGAUUGGUGUCGCUAUCAGCUUUGUUGCUCGUGCUGAUGAGCGUGUCCUAUAUGGCAUCCAAAGAUUCUGCAAUACUCAGAUGGCGGAGUUACCCUCCAACGUCGCUGACCUCUUGUGA
Triticum turgidum subsp. durum (durum wheat) is the source of this 1545-nucleotide messenger RNA. The record is from the annotation of a GenBank genome assembly. Lineage: Eukaryota; Viridiplantae; Streptophyta; Magnoliopsida; Poales; Poaceae.